AUGCAGCUCUCUUCUUACCUUUUGGCUCUCCUUGGAGCUUCGAGGAUUGCCUGGGCCGCCCCCGUCGCAAGCAAUGACCAACUCGAAUCAGCCUCCGACGAUGUAGAAAAACGCUUCUACUACACCCAUUAUACCCCCGAGAAGCGUGACGAGGACGUUGACAAGCGGUUCUACUACACCCAUUACCAAGCUGAAAAGCGUGAUGAGGACGUCGACAAGCGGUUCUACUACAAGAAUUACCAAGCUGAAAAGCGUGAUCAAGACCUCGACAAGCGGUACUACUACACCCAUUACGAGCCCGAGAAGCGUGAUGAGGACGUCGACAAGAGCGACGAGGAUCUCGACAAGCGGUUCUAUUACACCCAUUACACCCCAGAGAAGCGCGAUGAGUAG
Molecule: messenger RNA, 393 nt
Organism: Aspergillus pseudoviridinutans
Lineage: Eukaryota; Fungi; Ascomycota; Eurotiomycetes; Eurotiales; Aspergillaceae
Exons: 1
Coding region: 1-393 (130 amino acids)
Source: RefSeq, a predicted model, not a curated record